GACAUCGCCAGCGGGUGCCUCCGUCUUGGUUGCUUCUUUCAGUUUGUUGCUGGUCUUUUCCCGUCUAUCGCUCUAGUGUGCUCGGCUUGCUCUCUGCGGUUCUUGCUCUUGUCGGAAAUUUCGACAAGAUGGCGCCGAAGGCUUCUCCUUAACUAUAGGACCCCCUGCC
Molecule: messenger RNA, 169 nt
Organism: Amoebophrya sp. A25
Lineage: Eukaryota; Dinophyceae; Syndiniales; Amoebophryaceae
Source: the annotation of a GenBank genome assembly